AUGCUCUCCGACCUCAUUUCCUCAACACUCCUCGAAUGGAUCAACAGUUUUGAUUUGGGCACAACCAUUCGAUCCAUUGACCAGUUGAGCGAUGGCUCCAUCCUUUGGGAUACUCUGCAGGACAUUGACCCGCAGUACUUCCUUGGAGAACUACCAGAGCGUUCACCCUCAGACCACUGGGUCCCACGAUGGCAGAACCUAAAACACCUCCAUAAGGCAUUGAUCAGUUAUAUAAGGAAUCAGAACGAUGGCGAAGUACCUUCGGGCCUCAAUAUCUCUCCUGACUUGAAGGCCAUCGCAGAAAUGUCGUCGAUGAAGGAAACAAACGAACUCCUGAAGUUAUUCCUUCUUGCAGCCAUUAGUUCGCCAAAUGCGGAAGCCUACAUAACGACCAUGCAGAAGCUGUCCACAUCGACACAAGAAGGGCUGAAGGAUAUUAUACAAGAAGCACAAAAUCCGUCUGAUGAAAGACUGGAGGAACUUGAUUAUGAGCUGUCCACCAGACGAGAUAUGCCCAUGGACCCUGAACUGCGCUUCGAGGAACGCUUCGGAAAGGUGCUGGCCGAAAAGGACAAACUGUUCAAUGAAAAACAAGAACUUGAGAAAACAGUGGAGGAUUUACAUGACCGCUUAGCUCGACUUCAAGAGAGCCACGAUACGGUUUUGGAUAGACUCACAUCUACUGAGGAUCGCUUGAUGACCCUGAAAUCCGGGAAGGGGGAUUUGAUACCGAACGCCAAAACGUUGGAGAGCAGAACGCGCCAGCAGGAGGAUAUUAUUGCGUCUCAAGAAGCUAAAAUCCAGGCGUCUCAGGACGAAGUCGAUAGUCUACGGAUGACUGUCGAGUCAUUACGUGUAAAGAAUCAGAGAUUCCAAAAAUUGCAAGAUGACUACGACGAAGUGAAGAACGAACGAGACCACCUUUCUAGACGAGCAAAUGCGGCGGAGAAAUAUCGACAAAAACUCCAAGUUAGCCACGAUUUCGAAAAGGAGAAUAUCGCGCUCAAAAAUCAGGUCAAGGAUUUACAGCAGCAAUUGCGAGAUAGCGAUAUUAACCAGAAAUCUUCAUCUGAACGGGACGUGGAGCUGGAGGAGUACCGUCGCGUUCUCCCAAGAAUAGAGCAGGAUCGUCACGAGAUUCAAAAUGUUAAGAAGCAGCUAGAAUUUAACAACCAUGCUCUCACCGAGAGGCUUCAAAGCGCAGAAGAUCAACUUGCCAAGGACGAAGCCACCAUCAGCGAAUUGCGGGACCGAAUCCGGGAACUUGAGGGUCUGGAGAGCCCAACUACACCUGGAAGCACAACUCCAAAGGCACACGGGACUUUCCAGAGAGAUCUUGAUGAAGUUGGGAGACGAGAAGCACAGUUGAAAAUUGAGAAUGAAGAGCUUAAGCGGGAGCUUGAGAAAUUCACCAGCGGAAUAUCGCCUUCGAGCGAUACCGCAAAAGCGUCCCCUAGGGUUGGACUUGGUGAUACUAAAUUUGCAGAGAAAAAGCUGCAAAAUGAAUAUUCAGCCAUUCAAAGGAAACUUGCUGAUGCACAAAGCGAAAUGGAAGCAAUAGAACAGCAGCUCCAGGAUUCAAAAUCCAAACUGGGCGGGGUCAGCAAGGAGAAACUCGACAUGGUCGACGCGGCAAACGACUCUUCUCCCCCUGACUUGCUAAAAAUUCGUGAUGACGUGCAUGCCCUUCGAAGCAAAAUCCAGGAUCUCGAAACCAAGCUCACUGCCAGCCAGUCACUCGUCCAGAAUGUAACUGCUGAACGUGAUUCUGUCCGGAACAUGAUCACUAAGAAGGAGCAAGAAAUGCAAGGCGAAGACCAGGCUACCAUGGAUGAGAUGAAGAAGCUUCUUGACGAGGUUACCGCUAGGUUCAACAACAAUAAUGCGAACGGGCCUCAGCUCUCAGGGACCGAUUUACUCAGGCAGUUUGCGGAGACUAUGGAGCGGAGCGCUGAAAAUAUGGCCAAAAGAGCAGAGCAUUCCGAGGAACAGGAGUCGAAUAAAGAAACUGAGAAAAAGUUCAUGCAAGUUAUUCAACGCCAAGCCCGCGAGAUCGCGCUCAUCUCAUCUGCAUGGUACGACCAGCAGUCCCGACUGCAGAACAGCAACGUUUCCAUGCUGCGAUACAGACACCCGGCAAGCACCAGCUCGAAUGGCAUGGAAGUCCAUCGAAGCUGGCUUGCGAAGCAAAGAGCGCUUGUUUCGGGAAGAAAAUAA
Molecule: messenger RNA, 2217 nt
Organism: Histoplasma mississippiense
Lineage: Eukaryota; Fungi; Ascomycota; Eurotiomycetes; Onygenales; Ajellomycetaceae
Exons: 7
Coding region: 1-2217 (738 amino acids)
Biological process (GO): cytoplasmic microtubule organization; cytoskeleton-dependent intracellular transport
Cellular component (GO): cytoplasm; centrosome
Molecular function (GO): microtubule binding; dynein light intermediate chain binding
Source: RefSeq, a predicted model, not a curated record